GUGUUCUUCUUCUUCCUCCUCCCCCUCUUACGCACACUCACAUCUGGCAAGCUUGAAACGGCUGGAGGGAAAUGACCAAGCGCAUUCAUCCUUCUUUGGGCUUGCCAGGCGAUGUGGUGUCAUAUACGCCAAAUGAUGUGAUUCAAACGCCAGAAGAAAAAGAAGUUGCCAAGGAGCCUAUCAAAGUUCAAGUUCCAACGGCGGAAAUCGUUAAUAUUUUCGCUCAUCGUCAAUGGCGUGCGGGUAUGCUGUUGGCAGAUCUAAUUUGGAGUCAAUGUAUACCGUUACAAGAUGAAAUUGUAGGGGAAUUUGGUGCGGGAACUGGUUUGCCAAGUAUCGCUUCUGCUAAAUUUGGCAAAGCACGUUUUACUCUGAGCACGGAUUACGAUUCGCCUUCUCUCAUAUCCAUAUUGACAAAGAAUGUCAAAGACAACGUCAGUACAGAUCAAUGGCAGUCAAGAAUUCGGGUCAUUGGUCAUACAUGGGGCAAAUCAAUUGGAGACGUUGAAGAUGCAUUUCCUUACUCUCUAAAGGCCGACAAAUUUGACGUUUUGCUUUUAGCCGAUUGCAUUUGGGAUGAUUUAUCGCAUAAUUGGUUGAUAAAAUCAAUCGUUCAUCUUCUUGCCAAGAACCAAGAUUCUCGAGUUUACAUGGUUUCCGGCUUACACACCGGCAGGGAAAAGAUUAUCGCCUUUAUUCGUCGGAUGCAUAAAGCUGGCUUGAAACUUACUCAAUUCCCGCAAACAUCAAGAAUGGAACAAUCACUGUGGCCUGCAUUGGAGGAAGAUGAAUCGAUAAAGCAGAAGCAAGAGUUGGACAGGUUACGCAAUGACGAAGCUAUUUGUGAUUCGCCCGAGCUGGUUAUGGAAUGUGAGUUGGCCUGGCAUGAAGAGGAAGAGAAUUUCCCGACUGCCAUUGAAACAGAAUCUGGCGCUCAACAGAGGCAAUGGCACUCUAGCCAGGCACGGCUGUCAGGACAGAGAAGGUCAUUUGUAGAAUUGGAACGACCAGAAGAACGCAAAGAGGCAGCAGGUGUUCAUCUUCGAAAUAGGUGGAUCACAUUUAUGGCUUUUAGCUGGCAAUAGACGCAUGUAGAUAAUAGAGUUUUAUCAAUCACAAUAUACCCAUUUUAACAUCAUA
Messenger RNA from Meira miltonrushii, 1140 nucleotides. RefSeq lists its product as uncharacterized. Lineage: Eukaryota; Fungi; Basidiomycota; Exobasidiomycetes; Exobasidiales; Brachybasidiaceae. The record is from RefSeq and is a predicted model, not a curated record. Bases 72 to 1085 code for a protein of 337 amino acids. Gene Ontology annotation, molecular function: protein-lysine N-methyltransferase activity. The transcript has a single exon. Gene Ontology annotation, biological process: peptidyl-lysine dimethylation.